Molecule: messenger RNA, 1343 nt
Organism: Ostrea edulis (European flat oyster)
Lineage: Eukaryota; Metazoa; Mollusca; Bivalvia; Ostreida; Ostreidae
Exons: 4
Coding region: 153-968 (271 amino acids)
Biological process (GO): cell differentiation; regulation of transcription by RNA polymerase II
Cellular component (GO): nucleus
Molecular function (GO): sequence-specific DNA binding; DNA-binding transcription factor activity, RNA polymerase II-specific
Source: RefSeq, a predicted model, not a curated record
GUAAUUCGGUGCAAAUUAAGGGGAGGUAACUUUCAACUAUUCUUUAUUGCUUAUCCUGUGUUUCAGUGUUUCAACUAAUGGAUAGAUGAAAUCGAAUUUAUAGAAUGGGAUAAAUACUGUUCCGUAUAAAUCCGGAGAAAUUUCGCCCACCAAUGAUGAUGGAAACUGAAAUGCAAUUUAAAAGAUAUCACAUCAGACAGGAUGAAGAGAGAAUGUCCAAACAAGCUUGCGAUGCAACGGAAUCCUGGACCAGACAUCCGCUGGAAGAAAAUCAAGCGAUGAAAGAUUUCCAGAGCACUUGCUUCUUCGGCAUUGAUAGCGGCCCAGCCUGUUACGCGGAGGUUGCUGAUUCGUCCACAACACUGACGGACAUUAUGGAUUGUAUCAACAAGGACAACGGCAACAAUGGGAGGAAAGAGACCAUUGUGGAUAACAGCCAAAUACGAACUGAAGAUGACCUCCGCUACAUCGCCACAAUAUUGUCUGGCGGUGGACAGGUACAGUUGUGGCAGUUUCUCCUAGAACUACUCAUCGACACAUCCAAUAGCGAUUGCAUCCGAUGGGAGGACUUAAACGGAGAGUUCCGAAUAGUCGAUCCGGAGGAAGUUGCCCGAAAAUGGGGUCGUCGUAAAAACAAGCCCAACAUGAAUUACGACAAGCUGAGCCGAGCACUGAGAUACUAUUACGAUAAGAUGAUUCUAAACAAAGUGCAGGGGAAACGAUACACUUACAAAUUCAAUUUCAGAAUAAUGAUUCAGAAUUUGAAAAACGUCUCUUCCAAGUCUCUUGAAGAGGACAUCUUGCCUUGUUAUUCUCCGUCUUGUGCGGUAUCGUCAAACUGUCUAUUUGGAAUGCCACCUGUAAAUGACCAGUAUUCUUCUGAAAGUUGUGGCCAUAUUGAGAACAGUAAAAAUCACCAGAUGCCAUUUUCUAUUCCGUUUCCAUUUCGGUGUUUUUCAUAUACAUGAACCGAACUAUGUCAUAAUGAAAAAAACUCAAAUCGUCCAUUGUUAUAGUCUGUUGUAUAGUCUGUUAGUUUUAUGUGUGAUUUAUACACUGUUAGCUGUUAUUUCUACGCUGCUCUUGAAUUUAUAUCCAAUAUGAAUACAUUAGACUCUCUGUGGCUUUGAAAAAUAAAGGAAAUAAUUUUUAUUACUUCUGCAACGAGAAAUAAUCAUAGACGUAAUGGUAUUGAUGUGGGGGUAUAACAUAUUUACAUUUACGAAUGUUUUUAAUUCCUGAUAAAAAAACAUUGCAACCUUUCAACUUGACAUAAAUCAUUUGCCUACAGAUUUAAAGAAACAAGUUGAAUUAUAGAUUAAAAAUAAAUGAAAUAAAUUUGA